AUGGGAAAUCAGUGGGUUUUGGGGCUUCAUCUCGUUUUCUUAAGCAUGUUUUUGGUUGCAACCAAAUAUACUUGUUUGGGUGCUCAAAAUUCGACAAGAAGCUGCCAUGAACGAGAGAGACUAGCACUACUCGAGUUCAAACACAGCGUCAAAGAUGACUUUGAAAUACUCUCAUCAUGGGUUGGCAUUGAUUGUUGCUCAUGGAAAGGAGUCCGCUGUGAUGGUGUCACCGGAAGAGUUGUCGGUCUUCAUCUCAGAGGAGAUUUCGGCGACUAUGAUUACUACGAAGACGGUUACUACUUAGAAGGUGAUAAAGUGACCCCAUAUUUGGCUGAGUUAAGACAUCUGCAGCAUCUGGAUUUGAGUGGGAAUAAUUUUUAUGGAAGUCAAAUUCCUAAAUUCAUUGGAUCCUUCAAGCAGCUAAGUUACCUCAAUCUCUCUUAUGCAUUUUUUAGUGGUAUUAUUCCCCAUCACAUUGGAAAUCUCUCCAAUUUGAAGGUUCUUGAUCUUCGUUCAUCUUCAUAUGAUGAAACUCGGCUAAUCACGUCAAAUGAUAUGGCAUGGGUUUCUGGCCUUUCCUCACUUGAGCAUCUUGACUUGAGUGGCGUAAAUCUUUCUCAAGCAAACAAUGUUGAUAUGGUAUUUUACAUGAUUCCUUCAUUAACAUAUUUAAGUUUGAGUUGGUGUGGACUUAUUAAUGCUGAUCUUGGACUCCAUCUUAAUUCAAGUAAAAUACUUCCCAACAUUGAACAUCUGGAUCUUAGCUCCAACAGCUUUGAAGGUCAACUCCCUCAUUUUUUUCAGAACUUGACAUCCUUAACGUUCCUUGAUCUUUCAUACUAUAAUCUUAGUCUGGCAUGGAACUCUGUAAACCUGCUAAACAUGAUCCCUUCUUUAUCUGAAUUGCAUUUGUCAGUGUGUGGGCUUCACAAUGCCCCCUUUUCACCCACUUAUUUGAAUUCCAGUGCCCAUUCUAACAUACAAUAUCUUGAUCUUAGCUGUAAUUCAAUUGGGGGUAGGUUUCCAUCUAAACUAAUGAACAUCACUUCCCUAACAUUCCUUGACCUUUCAGAAAACCUUUUGCACUCAUCAGUUCCUGUCAUGCCUAACCUUCUAAAGCUCGAUGUUUCUUAUAAUAACUUUGAGCACAUCGAGCUUGUUGGGAUUUGGAGACAAUGUCAUCUGAAGGAAUUAAGCGUUUCUGGUAAUCAUUUUGGGGGAGAAAUGAUAGGCCCAUCAUCAAACACGUCUGAAUGUUCCCACUAUGCGUUAGAGGUGUUGGAAGCACAAGUAAAUGAAUUAAACGGUUCGAUUCCAGAAUCAUUGGGAAGAUUAAGAUCUUUAGAAGCAUUAGAUCUGUCUGAUAACAAAUUAACCGGUUCAGUUCCAACAUUCCUUGGAAACCUUACCAAACUUGAGCUUUAUUAUAAUCAAUUUAGCGGUUCUAUCCCAGAAUCAUUGGGAAGAUUAACAGGUUUAACGUAUUUAGAUCUGCAAUCAAACCUGUUAACAGGUUCAAUCCCAGAAUCAUUGCGAAGAUUAACAGGUUUAACGUAUUUAGAUCUGCAAUCAAACCUGUUAACAGGUUCAAUCCCAGAAUCAUUGGGAAGAUUAACAGGUUUAACUCUUUUGAAUCUACAAACAAACCGGCUAACAGGUCCAAUCCCAGAAUCAUUGGGAAGAUUAACAGGUUUAACUCUUUUAUAUCUGAAAUCAAACCUGUUAACAGGUCCAAUCCCAGUUACAGUUGGGCAACUCACCAAACUCGUUAACUUAGAUGUCUCUGAAAAUUCUUUAGAAGGAGUGGUUAUGGAAGCCCAUUUUGCUAACCUCUCGAUGUUGCUGUCGUUGGAUACAAGUGCUAAUCAUAAGUUGAUUUUUAAUGUCUCACAUGAGUGGAUACCUCCAUUCCAACUGAGGAAUGUUCAACUUAGUUCUUGCAAGAUUGAAAAUGGAUUUCCACACUGGUUGCAAAAUCAAAGGAAGCUUGUGAGUCUGGAAUUGUCUAAUACUAGCCUAUAUGGACCUCUACCAACAUGGUUGCGGAAUAUGUCCAUGAUUGCUAGCUUAGAUCUCUCUAACAACAAACUAAUUGGAUCUUUGAUAAACCUUCCAUUAAGCGAAUAUACCAGGAUUAUACUUCUACAACACAACCUUUUAAAUGGGUCAAUUCCAAGGUCAAUGUGUAGAAGAAGAAGGUUGGUAAUUCUCGAUGUUUCCAGCAAUCGGUUAUCUGGAAAUAUUCCUGAUUGUCUAGAGAAUCUACAAGACAUGAGGAUGCUUAUACUUAGUUCAACUGGGUUGUCUGGAGUCCUUCCAAGUUCUUUUGGAAAUAUUUAUUCAUCAUUAGAAUGGUUAAAACUGAAUGAUAAUAACUUUAAUGGCCAACUUCCACGAGAUUUGGGAAAGUUGAGAGACUUGAAACUUUUGGAUUUGGGUAAUAACAAAUUCUCCGGAAUCAUACCCAAAUGGAUUGGAAAAAAACUUUCAUCAUUGGAAAUUCUGAGGUUGCAUAAAAACAACUUCACAGGAGGUAUUCCUCAUUCUUUGUGCCAAUGUUCAGAUCUUCGUAUUUUAGAUAUCGCACACAACCACCUAAUAGGAUCCAUCCCUCAUUGUUUUGGAGAGAUGAGCGGGAUGAUUGAGGCAAGAGAUGAAAAUUAUCGACAAUACUACGAGGACACUGAUGUGAUCGACGUGAUUCAGGUCAUGAAAGGAAUCGAGCUUGAUUAUACAACAACAAUGGGUUUAGUUAUUAACAUGGACCUUUCAAGCAAUAAACUUACAGGAGAAAUCCCUCCAGAGAUAACUGCACUUGCUAUGUUGAUGGGUCUCAAUUUGUCUCACAAUCAUCUGAGUGGGAGUAUUCCAGAUAGCAUCGGAAACAUGAAGGCGUUAAAUUCACUCGAUUUCUCAGACAACCAAUUAACUGGGACAAUCCCUCCAAGCAUGGCAGCUUUGAACUUUUUGAGCUCUAUGAAUCUCUCAUACAACAAAUUGUCAGGAAGAAUUCCAACCGGAAAACAACUGCAGACACUUAACGACCCAUCAAUAUAUGCUGGUAACAGGGAUCUCUGUGGUGCACCUCUGCCAAAUAAUUGUUCUAAUCCUGAAAACCCACCAGCCACAAGAAGCAAGAAGAAAUACAAAAAGGCUAAUGGGCUAAGGAAGGUAUGGUUUUACUUGGACAUAACGUGUGGAUUUGCAACAGGUUUUUGGGGUAUUAUUGGAGUUUUGGCAUUCAAGAAGCAAUGGAGAAGGAAGCUUUUUAUGAUUGCAGAGGUAACCAUGGAUAAAGUAUAUGUGGCGGUCGCAGUGAGAAUUUCCAAGAUUAAAAGGGGCAGAAGAGAUGCCAAAUAG
Helianthus annuus (common sunflower) is the source of this 3360-nucleotide messenger RNA. Its product is annotated as receptor-like protein EIX2. The record is from RefSeq and is a predicted model, not a curated record. Bases 1 to 3360 code for a protein of 1119 amino acids. Lineage: Eukaryota; Viridiplantae; Streptophyta; Magnoliopsida; Asterales; Asteraceae. The transcript has a single exon. Gene Ontology annotation, molecular function: protein binding.